AUAUUCGGCAUACAUAAAUUCUUACUUAUUACUGAAAAUAUUAUACUUCUACUAACAGCUCUCUUUUCCAAGGUAGGAGAAAUUUGAGAAAACAAAGCAUUUAAAGAACAAGAAAAUUCGCUGGGCGGACCAACUUCGUGACGAUUUUUUAACUGUCUUUUAUAUGUCCUAAAAAUAGUAAGACAUGUUCGAUAAUAUGUGCUUUUGUCUAUAUAACCUAUAGAUUUGUUUCCAAUUUGCAUAAAUCUGAUAAGCUUUCAAUAUUUUAUUCAGGCGUAGAAUUUCAAAUGACAACUUUCAAAUGUUUAUUUAUAUUCAAAUUUUAUAUUCAAAACUGUGAAUAUUGUGAAUGGAUGUAAAACCACGGUACGUUUUUGGUCAACUUUCGGGGCGGGUACGAGCGGAAGUGGCGUUUGUUGUUCUUCCCUGUGUUUCCGAGACGUUCAGGGUCUGAAGGGGUUUAAGAGCCGCGUCUCCGCACGCCGCUACCGAUUCCCUCAAUAAGUCCUCUUCUACAGCCCCCGAAUGAAGAUUAACAGGUAUGCCAAAGGAAAAAUAUGAUCCUCCAGAUCCCCGCAGAUGUUACACCAUCAUGUCGGCCGAGGAGGCGGCCAACGGGAAGAAGUCUCACUGGGCUGAGCUCGAGAUAUCUGGGAGGGUGAGGAGCCUGAGCAGCUCCUUGUGGACUCUCACCCACCUGACGGCGCUGCACAUCAACGACAACAACCUGACCCGCAUCCCGCCGGACAUCGCCAAGCUGCCCCACCUGGUCUACCUGAACCUGUCGUCCAAUAAGCUGCGCAGCCUGCCCGCCGAACUGGGCAACAUGGUCUCUCUCAGGGAAUUGCUUUUAAACAACAAUCUUUUACGAGUUCUGCCUUACGAACUUGGGAGACUUUUCCAGUUACAAACCUUGGGGCUAAAAGGAAAUCCUUUGUCCCAGGACAUCCUCAAUCUGUACCAGGAACCCGACGGAACCAGAAAGCUUUUGAACUACAUGCUCGACAAUCUAGCAGUGCACCCGGAGCAGCUUCCCCAAAGACCCUGGAUCACUCUGAAAGAGCGAGACCAAAUGAUGCCCACAGCGGUGUUCACGGUCAUGUGCUACAACGUCCUGUGUGACAAGUACGCCACGCGGCAGCUCUACGGCUACUGUCCAUCCUGGGCCCUGAACUGGGAGUACCGCAAGAAGGGCAUCAUGGAGGAAAUCACCAGCUGUGACGCCGACAUCAUCAGCCUGCAGGAGGUGGAGACGGAGCAGUACUACACCUUCUUCCUGGAAACGCUGAAGGACCGCGGCUACGACGGCUACUUCUGCCCAAAAUCUCGUGCCAAACUGGUUUCCGAGCAGGAGAGGAAACACGUGGACGGCUGUGCGGUGUUCUUCAAGACCGAGAAGUUUACUUUGGUCCAGAAACACACUGUGGAGUUCAAUCAGGUGGCCAUGGCCAACUCGGAGGGCUCGGAGGUCAUGCUGAACAGAGUGAUGACCAAAGACAACAUCGGGGUGGCCGUUCUCCUCGAGGUCAAUAAGGACGUCUUCUCCAGUGGCAUGAAGCCACCACAGGAGAGGCAGCUGAUCCUUGUUGCUAACGCCCACAUGCACUGGGACCCCGAGUUCUCGGACGUCAAGCUGAUCCAAACCAUGAUGUUCCUGUCGGAGCUGAAGAGCAUCGCAGAGAGGGCCUCGGGCUCCGUGGCGACGGGCUCGCCGACCUCUGACCCGUCCUCCAUCCCCAUCGUCCUGUGCGCUGACCUCAACUCACUGCCUGACUCUGGUGUGGUGGAAUACCUGAGCAACGGAGGAGUGGCCGAGAACCACAAGGACUUCAAAGAGCUGCGCUACAGCGGAUGUCUGACCAACUUCAGCUGUAACGGCAAGAACGGCAACUCAGACGGGAGCAUCACACACAACUUCCAGCUGAAGAGCGCCUACGACAGCAAUCUGAUGCCUUACACCAACUACACGUACGACUUCAAGGGCGUCAUCGACUACAUCUUCUUCUCCAAGACCCACAUGAGCGUCCUGGGCCUCAUGGGGCCGCUGGACAGCCAGUGGCUCAUAGACAACAACAUCACCGGCUGCCCCCACCCUCACAUCCCCUCGGACCACUUCUCCCUGCUGGCCCAGCUGGAGCUGCACCCGCCCCUGCCCCCCCACCCGCUCAACCCCCUCAACGGGCUGCACCUGCCGGUCCACAGGUAGUGCAGCCUGACAGAGGCCCCCCCUCCCCAACUUACCCCAAACUUACCCUGCACCUUUUAAACGUUCUCCCCCCUCCACACAGGACCCCUGUACAGUUUACCCACUGUCCAUCCUCCGAAUCCUCUAACCCUAAGACACACCUGCCCCACAAGGAGUGAAGUAUUUGCCCCGUAUGUUGCUCCUUCUUUUAUGUUUUUGCACACUGUAUCGUUUUAUUUGUCCUCCCCCGUUUAAAAAAAAAAAAAAGGCUUGAUACCAAAUGUUGGACUUGGGAUAAAUUCCCAAUGUCGUUUAUUCUUUUUUUUUUGCCUUAGAUACCAUCACAACCCCUCCACCCCCUCCACAGGAAAACAGAUUUUAAGAUUAAUUCACCACACGGUGUCAUCGAGGUGUCAGGUUUUGUUUUUUUUUUUUUUUUGUUGUAGAGUCAGUGCUGCGCCGCCACAUGCAGGUUGUGUUCAAGUCCCAAAAUUAAAUCGACAGGUAUUUUAAUAAAAAGCAGUAACACUACGAGCGCCUGGAUCUAAGUCGUGAAUGUUAUAGGAGGAGGUUUGUUUACAUCAGCACGUCCAUCUUUUAAACUAAUCACCCGGCGUUGUUUGGUUUUUUUUUGUUGUUUUUUUAAAGAGUGUUUUAAAAGUUUAUGAAGCCAUCUCAUGUCACACACUAUGAUAAUAUCCACAAUGUCUUUUAUUUUCUUUUAUUUUAUUUUUGGGGGUGGGGGAAGCUUUCAGAUGGAUUCCUGCUUUGUGGAAAAUGCUGGAUACUAACCUGUGUUCUGGAUCAUAUUUCCUCCAGAUUUGGGAUCCGUUGCCUGGUUCGUUUUGUUUUAUUCGAGCUGCAUGAAUGUGACUGAGCUGCUCAGUAACACAGACCUCUCUUUUAUCAUUUCUUCCUGCAGAAGAGGUGUCGUUUUUUUUUUUUUAUUAUUAUUAUUUUAGAUGCAACUCGUGAGUUUUCUGCAGAUAAAUAAUAGAAGAACAAUCAAGUCCGGGCCAAAUGAGUGCAAACCCCACAUUGUCUAUUUUUAUUUGCCAGAACUGCAUCAUCCAGAUUAACUCUUUGGAUAUUUUCACGCAUUUUAGCUUUUGACUUUGAAACACCCGCCGUCUUAAGUGAGUGUCGUCCUGUUUCCCAAAGAAUCUCCACUCAAGCGACGUGUUCUCUAACAAUAAUAAUAAUAAUAAUAAUAAUAAUGAUAAUUAAUAAUAAUUUCUAUUUAUUGGUGCCAGCGGAAAAAUAAAUUCCUGUGAAGAAUCGGUUGACGAUUCGCGACCAGGAGCUGAAUGUAUUCACCGAAAGGCUCGUGGUGAUGAUUGGUCGUCCUGUGGACUUUGUAUAUUUGUGUCAGAUGAUUAGAACCAAUAGCCCUUUAUGGAAGCUGUAACUCAGGGCUACGCUAUGCAUCCAGCAGUACCUCUCACACUAAAGGCUCUCAGAGUUGUACGAGCAGCAAAAAAAAAAACCACAAAAAACAAACAGGAAGCUCCCGUUCUGAAGAUCCUACAUAAGCACAGGUCAUGUAUGUACUUCCAUACAUAUGUGUAGUAGUAGUAGUUGUUGUUGUUGUCGUAGACGUCUCUGUGCAUUUUUUGAUGAUAACUACCGAUGCACUUUGGCUCCAACCCCAGAGAGGGCGACCUGGGUUCAUUCAAACUUGUCUAAUAAGAUGAACGUGUAGUUUUGUUGUGAGGCUUUUUUUUUUUUUUUUUUUCCGAGAUCAGUGAUGCAGACGUAGGGCUGGGUAUCAACCGUUUAUAAUGUUCUGAGAAAUUAAAGUAAUAAUAAUCAAAUAAACAAUUAUUUUUUUCUCAAAAACCACUACUCACUCUGUGAGAUGUUUAAUGUCGUCGAUAACCGUUGCUCCAGAUCUACAAACCGAUUCGGUUUUCGUCAGAUUAAGGAGGCGUGUUUCAAUUAAACUAUCUGUGCAUUAAUUGGACGGUCAUAUCCCCAACUCUUCCUGACCAUAGACGGGUAGAGCUCCCCCUGGUGUCUGGCUGCAGUAUAGGUCAUAAGCUCCGCCCCCUCCAUGUUAGUGGGCGGGGCCAAACUAAAACACUAAAAUACACUCAGCUACUGUUUCUUCAAGGGUGGUUUUUCCAUCAAACUUUCUUUUUAGCUCAUUAUUUGACGCUAUAGAAACAGGAUGUGACAUAAUAGCGACCACCAGUUGGCAUGCCAACCGCUCUGUGAGGAAGACCGUGGGAGUUGUGAAAAAAAUGAACAGCUGGUGGAGGUAGGGCAGAGCGUAGGAUUAAUUAAACUGAAACGUGAGUCAGUCUGGAGGAAGUGUGGCCCGGGCAUCGUUUGACGCACACUUAGUCAUUAUAAAUUACACAUUACUAAAACGGGAUAAGUUCAAACUAAUUCUAUCUUUAUUCUUCAUUACGAUCCCCAUUAGCUUCCACCAAGCGGUCGCUAGUCUUCCCGGGCUCCACACAACAGAUUCAGCCACGAAAACAAACAAAAGUAGAAAUUGUACCAUAUAACUAAAACAGAUUAACAACAGCUCCACCACAUCUGUCCCUGUACCCUCUAUACAACAGAUAGUGGUGAUCUCAUGAACCUUGUACCUGAAACUGCACAUAUUUAAAUGAGCUAAAAUCAAACUUUUCCUUGGCGAAUCAAAUGACCCAGAUGUAACUUUGAACCCUUAAAAUACACAAAAACAACAAAUUAAAAAUAAAGACAAAUGCCUUUUAAACAAAACAAAUGCGAAAAGAUAAAAAUUUAAAGCUUAGAGAUAAAAUUUUAGGCUCAUUAGACUCAGCAUAUGUGACGAUCAUGAAAAAAUGAAAUUACGUUAAAGCAAAAAAAUAUUCAUAUUUUCACGCUGAAACUCCAAAAUGUCUCUCAUUCAAAACACACAAAUAUACGUUUUUAUACGUCUAUUUACUUUUGGAGCCGUGAAGAUGUGUCUGCAUGAUGGGAUAUCCACCACCCACUGGCUACUUUUUGCAAUGCUUUAUGGGAAAUUUUGAGUCCCUUAUAUAGGGCAUUAAAUGUGGUCACUAAGGUUUCACUGGACCCUAUAUAACCCCUAUGGGUUAUAUAUAUAACCCAUAGGGGUUAUAAAGAGGCCCUAUAUAACCCUAUAUAUGACCUAUAUAGGGUUAUAUAGAGGCCAAUGGCUUUUAUAGGGCCUAUGGGUCAUAUAGGGGCCUAUAAAAGCCAUUGGCCCCUGUAUAGGUCAUAUAUAGAGGCCAAUGGCUUUUAUAGGGCCUAUGGGUCAUAUAGGGGCCUAUAAAAGCCAUUGGCACCUAUAUAGGUCAUAUAUAGGGGCCAAUGAGAUAUAUAGAGGUCUAUGGGUUAUGACCUAUAUAACCCCUAUACAGGCCUGUAUAUAACCCUAUAUAAGGGGUCAUAUAAGGGCCUUUAUAGGGGUUAAGGGGGUGAUUUCAGACACGGACUCUGGCUCCAAACUCACAUGAUGGCGGCGCCCGUAUCCCCGGGAAAAUAGCGUCUGAUUGGCCAAUGAGAGGAAGUGGAGACAUGUUCAUGACGCACACGGGACAAACGAUGCAAAAAUCAUGUCGUUUCUGUAGAUCUUUGCAGGAGAUCUGCACUUUCACCCACAAAAAAAAAAAAAAAAAGAAACGUGGGAGGUGAUUUAUUGGUCUUUACACUGUUUUCCCACAGUUUGACCGUGGUAACUGCUAAUUUUGUUGCAGUCAGUUCACGUGCGAAUACUGAAUGAGACACAUAGAAUAAAAAUUUAAAUUGAGUUUUUUUUUUUUUUAAACCCAAACCUUAACCAAACCCUAACGUUCUGAUUGGAAUGAAUCCAACAUAUCUUAGUAAAGGGAGAAGGAAUAGCUUAAUAUUUAAUGCAGAAUGAUAAUAAUAAUUUAUAUUCAUAAACAGCACCAGCACAUAAGGUUGGCAUUUUUUAUUUUUUUUGUUUGUUUUACACUUUUUUUUUCACACGUUGUCAGAUUUAUUUGUGGUUUUCUGCACUGGUUUCAAAUGAGUCACUUCUUCGCCCCUUUCUUUUGCUAGCGUCAGUUAAAUUCGUAAAAGUGAACGACUCAUGUCCUGUUUUUAAUUUGGCAGAUUUCCAGAGUAAAUUUAAAGAUUCUAAUCAGACACUGAGUAAAAAAAAGUUGUGCUUUGAUAUCCAGCCCUAUCAGUGCACACAGACUCAUAUAUAUAUGUGUAAAUAUAUAUAUAUUAUCUGUCUGCACAUGCACUCACAGGCUUUAACGUAUCUGCUCACUCUGUCUGUUGGAGACUGAACCGGUCGAAGCAGUAUUUGAAUAGAAAAGCCAUAACUCUGGGAUGAACCUCAGCUUUAAAAGUCGGCCUGGAAAGUAAGAUUUGACUCUCAGUAGAGACGUGAGCACAUUGAGGCCUAUACUUCACUCCUGAACUAACCUCACAGGGUUUUUCUGUUCGCUAACGGAAUGACAGGGCAUCGAUCAACCUUCUCUGUUCUGUUCUCGUCUCUCGAAUCGAAGAUGCACCUGGUUGUUGUAGUUUUCUGUCUUUGCCCGGUGCACUAAGAUCUGAACACAACCUCCACUCGUCUCUGAUGCUCGAGACCAAACAUCUCUGUCCAGUUUGUUUUUUUUAGAAUAUCUUUCCAGAAGCAGACACAUGUUCUAGGUUUGAAAAUGCUUCUUUUGUCUUGAUGGCUUUUCUUUCUCAUCUCCUCAAGCGAAACAGUGUCUUUUCAGACCCCCUCCCCCCUCCACCGUCUUCCCCCUCAAAUAGGUUUUUACAGAUGUCACAUGGCAUCUGCUGAUUUAGUCUCUGUAGAGUGCACCUCACAUACUUUUUCUACAAACAACGUGCCUAGUUUGUACAGUUCCUCCAACAGCAGCACUGCCCAUGAGAUGGAGACGCUCAGAGAUUAACCCUGCCAUCCGUUCAUCCUUUCAUCCCUCCAAACUAACUCAUCUCGGGGACGAGGCGGUGAAAAACCAUCGCUCACCUGAUUUUUAUUUUCAUUUGAUUUUAUUUGUGUUAAGCCUCCGUUUCUGUGUCUGGUUUCUCCGGUUUCGCAUCCAUCAUCAUGACAUUGUGUGAUUUUUUCAGAAUGUAAAACUCCUGUUGGUUGGUUUGGGUUUUAUUUUAUUUUAUUUUUGUUUUUAUUUUUGCAGACGGAGGAUUUGUUCUCAUUAAUCUGCUCUGACACUUUGACUUUGACGGUCGCUGCAUCUGAACCGGAGAAACUUUUAAGAAUGCUGCAUAAAUGUUUUCUUCCCAGUGUACGAAAGAGAAUUUAAAGAACAACACCAAGCAAGUUAAACAGUUUAAUGAAUAAAUACAUCUUGGUACAAUGGUAUAUUUGUUCUUUUAUAAUGCUGACGUACCGGUUAAUGAGGCCACUAAGGAAAAAUGAAAAGCAUAAGAUGUGUGACACAAAUAAAGAGCGUCCAGUUCUGCAAAAUCGAUUUCAGAAAUGACGAAAACAAGGGUCCGAGUAUUAUUAUUAAUUUAUUAAUUUCUUUGGUGUUUCAAGUUUGCUUUUAAAACCAGAAAUGAUUAGAUUUUUAUUAAUAAACGCAAACAUUUAAAUUAAAUAAACUAAAAUAUUCCAAAAGGAAAAGGAGAAAGUUCAUAAGUGAUUUAAUUCUCUUUCUUCUAUGUGAUUUAAAAUAAAUAAAUAAAAGCUGUGAUCUCCUUGAAUGAAAACUGGUCCAGGUCUAAAUGAUCCUGGUUCUUCUCCAGAUUCAACACAAACAUUCAGAGAUAAAUUCAGAUGAGCAGAACUUCUAAACUGAAUCUGAUUAUUGUUCCAGAGUCAUGUGCGAGCUCCAUUGAGACCUAAAAAAAGGUCUCUCUGACUCUUAUAACCUCUGGUUUCCUUUUCUGCUCUUUCUGGUUUAUUUUGUCAUAGAUUAACGCACCAAAGGUAAAUUUUCUUGUUCAGUAUUUUUAUUUUGUUUUAUUUUAUUUUAUUUUAUUUAUUUUUUGUCUAAAAUUAAACUUGAAAUACCAAAAAACAAACAAAUAAAACACACGGACCCAAAAACAAAUGCAAUUAUGUUAUUUCUGAAAAAUAAUCCUAAUAAAUCCUUUUUGCAUUCCUUGGAGGUGUUUUUUAAAAAAAUUCCUGCAUUUGUGUUAUUGAAGUUGUGAGAGAAGUAAAUGUGGCCGUGGAUCUUCAGCCACCAGCAGAGCCCACAGCGGUGCUACGUUAUUUUUAGAGAAUCUGUCAAAGAAGUAAAAAAAAAAAAAAAAAAAAAGAUAAAAAUAAAAUCGUGUCUUUGCUACAUUCAUUCGUCUGUGUUCGGUUGGAAGGAAACCGACGGCUUCGUGGUGAAGAGCUUUUAAAACAGCGCGAAUGAAAAAACGGUGGGAAAAAACCGUGCACCGUUGAACCGCUCGCCCGCGAACACGAGUGAAAGUCUGCGUGACGUGGGCGGCGGCGCUGCCUUUGGUGGUUGCUCCUCCGGCUGAUUUCUCCUUUGUAGAAGUUCACUCUCGAGUUUCCGUCUGUGAAACGAGUGGAGUCUGAAUCCACCUCCCACUCGAGAACAAAAGUGAACGAAAAAGAUUUGGAAUUUCCUCGCGAGUUUCUGCAGGACGAAGAAAGGUCAGGUUUUAACGCUUGGUUCAGCCAUAACAUUAUGACUGCUGACAGUGAAGGGGAGUAGCUGGGAUAUAUUAAACAUUUCAACUUAAAAAUUUGAUGUUAGAAGCAGGAAAAAAUGUUCAAGUGGAAGUAUUUGAGUGACUUUGACUAAAAGGACCAAACUAUGACGUCUAGGCGACUGAUAAGCUCCAAAGAAAUGCAGCACUAGUGGGGUGAUCCAUCAAAAAUGGUCCAAGACUCAUCGAUGUACUAAUAGCAGCUCUGCACAUGAUCCACCAUGGGAAGAUAAAGACUUGAAAAAGCAUUUUUGGCUUUUGUGCGGCGUUAUCUUGCUGCUCUGUCUUAAAAACCUCGAUCCUGAGGUUUGAUAUUCGUUCUAAAGCUGAUUGGUCCAGUCACAUGUUGCAUUUACCAGGUUAGGUGUUUAUGUAGCCUACACCUGCCUCAUCAGUCCGGCUCGCUCUGUAAAAACACUAGUCGGUAAGACAUCCAGCGUCACUUUCAACAAUGGUGACUGAAAUUUCACAAUGUGUUCCAUCUUUAUUGAUCUCAAACAAUUCAAAAACCACAGAGCUGGAGCUUAUGAUAGUGAUAUUGUGACAAGUCUGUGACCUUGGGUGAUUCAUCCUUCUGCAGAAUAAUGUUCUCUGCUCUAGGAAUGGUUGGAGUUCAAGGUGUUGACUUGUCCUCCAGAUUCAAACCAAAUCAGUUCAAACCGAUCCAACCUCUCAAUUUAAAGUAGGACUUAACGGAUUUGCUGCCAACGUCUUGGUGCCAGAUACCACAGCUCCACACCUUCAGAGCUCUAGAUGGUCAUAAUGUUAUGACUGAUAGGUGUAAUUUCUGAUUGUGUGACAGUGAUGCAUCUAUUAUGUGUCCACGUUUUAGGUUUAGGGUUAGGAACUGGAACCAUUAAUGCUGUUGGAUCUUUAAUGGUUCUAGUUUCAUUUGUUUCUAAAGAAAACUAACCUGUCUACAUCUGGGCAGUGAUAUUCUGAGAGAACUUCUCAUGUGACCAGUUAAACCCUCAGUUGUAAGCAAACAUGCUUGUUAUCAUCUUUGUCCAACGUGGCCCCGACUCCCCUCCCCUCUGUUGGCAAUAAAAUGUCAUUUUUAAAGAGUU
Molecule: messenger RNA, 9873 nt
Organism: Mugil cephalus (flathead mullet)
Lineage: Eukaryota; Metazoa; Chordata; Actinopteri; Mugiliformes; Mugilidae
Gene: cnot6l
Product: CCR4-NOT transcription complex, subunit 6-like
Exons: 12
Coding region: 542-2206 (554 amino acids)
Biological process (GO): nuclear-transcribed mRNA poly(A) tail shortening
Cellular component (GO): nucleus; CCR4-NOT complex; cytoplasm
Molecular function (GO): poly(A)-specific ribonuclease activity; protein binding
Source: RefSeq, a predicted model, not a curated record